AUGGCGAGUUCUAGCGACGAUGAAGAAGCCAAUAGUUCAGAACGAUUCGAAAAUCUGUGUCGUGAUCUUAACAUGGAUAAGGAGACGAGUCAAGAGGCAUGGACUUCGUACCAGAAAAUUAGCACGAAUUACACUCUAGAGGUACCGUUUAUGUAUGCGUUCGUUACAUAGUUGCUUCGAAUCGUACGUACAUCCCACUCAACGGUUGUCGUUUCGCGGAUAUCAACCGGUUCGUGAUGAGAUCAAGUGCGUUUUGCAAACAUAUUUUUCAAAUUUGAUAACUUUAUCUUUCAGGGGGACAGUCUCCACUGGCUGGCAUGUGCUUUGUACGUCGCCUGUCGUAAGAGUGUUGUUCCAACGGUCGACAGCACUGGAACUGUCGAAGGAAAUUGCGUUUCUCUUACUCGAUUGUUGAGGGCAGCGAAAUUAAGGUAAGCUUUCAGCGUAAUUUUAAAUAUCUAUAAUUAUUUCAGCUUCUCUACUGACAAACAGACCUGUGAUGUAUUGGAUUUUUGUGUCUUUACAGCCUCAUUCAGUUCUUCAAUAAAAUGAAGAAAUGGUUGGACAUGUCGAAUGCUGCGGGAGACUUUCGAAAGAAAAUCGAAUUGCUUGAAAGGAACUUUCACGUCUCGACUGUGAUCUUCAAGAAAUACGAGCCAAUUUUUUUGGAAAUCUUUAAAGAUCCUAGGGAGGAAAACACAAAGACUCAACGAGGCCGAAAAUCUAGGUAAAAACAGUAAGUUUUUGCGUGGCCUUCUGCGAUUGUAUAAACAAUAACGUGACGAUUUAUGUGGCUUGUGAAAAUGUAAGCCUAUCGCGUUCGUCGCUACAGCUGAAAAUCUACGAGUGUUGUUCGUUUCGUGUUUUUCAUUUUCCACAAUUUUUCCCGUGGAAAUAGCUUUGUUAGCAUAUCAGCUGUAAACAUGUGAUAUUCAAAUGAGUAACUCGUGGCUUAUUCACUGCAAUAAUCAUUUGGAAUUCUUUUAUCCUCCGCGCACAGGAAACAACCCUGUUCAGUUGGUGAUGUGUUCGCUUUUUGCUGGACAUUAUAUAUUCAAGCGAAAGGUAAGUGUAUUUACAGAUUUGGUAUACUUUCCUUCUUACUUUCAAAAGAAAUUUGUUUGGCAUUUUUAUCUAUGAAAAAUGCUUACUAUAAUCGGGAAUGAUGCACAAAGGCCGGCCAGGUUCGUGUUCCGUGCCCGUUGGCGCGAAAUUUUACUUGCAUCAUGUAGCAGAAUUAAACUUAAUGUUUAAUUCUUCUCGCAUAGACUUCGUCAUUUAAACACUUACAGAUAAGGGGGUGUUAAAAUUACAACUUCACAGCAAGAUUCCGGUCCGAGAAAUAUCAGGUUUGUCUUUUAGUGCAUAGGCUAGCGGGUAGAAAAAUCCGGUUGUUGAGAAAGUUUUUAAAAUGCCAUACAUGUAUUCCAGAAGACAAAAGAUUUGGUUCCUUGUCCUUUAGCUCGCACGGGAUUCCGAAAUUAACUUGCUGUUAUUCUCUUGGAGAAUUUUGGGGGUGGUGUCUGCAUCUUGUGAAAUUUGAACUUAGUGUGUAAUCAAUAUUCUCCUUUACCGCAAUCUUGUGGGGUAUUUUUUUCUAUUUUUAUUGCUCACGGGCUGACUACCGCUCUGGAAAAGGAAAGGAACAUGUGUAAAUGGCCUAGCUCAUGAUGAUAUGGCACAGUGAUGAAGAAUUGUAGAAAUUAUAAAAGGCUUUUUUUUCCAUGGGCUUUACUCAUAACAAACGUUGUUUAGAGACAGGUUUUGUUGAAUUUUGACUGUUGGCAGUGAGAUCAGUAUAAUUAUGCAACAUAGAAAUGAUGGGCAGAUAUUUAGAGCAUGACCUCAGCCUCAAGCGCAAUCUUUUAUGUUUUGCUCUGAAAAUUGUUUCGCUUAAGGCUAAUUGCUAUUAAGCACAGGAAAUUUGUGCACCAAACAUUUUUGUACAAGGGUAAAUUUGCACCAGAGCGCAACAGAGAGUUUAAACGUUUGCCUUUUCAUUAGUUGCUUUCUUCAGGUUCACUGAACAAGAUUAUUUGAUUGUAAUGCGAGUCUGGGAUUGGGCUGUGUGGGAUCAUCCCACCUGACUCUUGCUGAACCAGAGUGAAGUCUGAGGCAAAUUUAUAUGUCAGUCUUUUGUUUGUAUUUGUUCAUGCUUGAGCAAUAAACUAAGCCAUAAAUUGAUUGAUCGAUGGUUCAGAGACAGCUCAGCAGCACCAAACGUGUUCAGGCACGUUUCCAGGGGUCAUACUCCAAUGAUUAAUAGACUUUUAGUGGUUAGUCUGUUUCUAAGGAAGCUGUCACAAUAUUGAGGUCAGUUUGCUAAGUAGUUAAGAUAUGUUGCUUCAUUCAUGGGCAUGUCUAAACUUGAAUUUUGAUACUGUGCAUUUAAAUCCUCAGCAACGAAAUUGGUCUGUCAAUUUGCAGCAGACAUUUUGACAGAGUGUUGACAAUUUGAAUUAAUUCCUUUGUCAUGAACUUGACCUUUCAGCACAAGCAGGAAUGUUUUAAACAUUGUUUUCCUUAUCUUAAAAUUUUACUAUCAAAUGUUCUGUUUCGCAUGUAUCUUUGAAUAUUUCAGUCAAGUUUCUUUUAUUCUAUAACAGAUUUGACUGAAUUACAUUUCACACUUAAUUACUCUGCGUGAGGUUAAUUUGAUUUUAGCAGUAUUUAAACCACAGAUUUAUUUGUAGUGAUGUUAUCCUUGUAGUAUUUUGUGUCCAUUUUUCAAAACUAAUCAAAGGAUAAAGAAGGUCUGCCAGAGAGUUAAAAUCUUGUUCUUUGCUACCACUUGUUAGUCCCGUUUGUCUUACCAAAAGACAAAAGCUCAGCUGGAAACUUCCUGUGUUUUGCAACAAGUAAUUUAUUCUUUUAUAGAUUUUCUUUUUGUGUGGUUUGUAUUUAUGGCAAUGUUACCAAUUUUGCAUUAUUUUAAACUACUUUUAAAUGGAAAAAGUACUUUUACCAAUUUGAUAGAUGGAUUAAAAAAUCCUGACUAUGUCUGAUUGUUAGAUUUGAAAAUUUUGUGAAAAUGUGAGAGCCUUUCUUUAUCAUUGUCACGCAGAAGUAGUGUUCUGAUCUAGAUGACUGCCUUUUACAUGUAUAACAGUUUUCCAAGGUCAUAUGCAUCACUGUGUUAGGUUUUGAAUUAGAAUAAAGAGCAGAGUAAUAGUUAUGGUAAACUAGAUUGAAACUGUCUUGUGGUUGAUUUAAAGAAUUCUCUGCUACUAAGUAGACCAAUUUUCUGAAUAUUGCUGUAAUUUUGGUACAACACAACUCAGCAUGAACUGCUUUUGAAUCAUGUCUUUAAUUUGAUUUAAGAUCUUAAAUGAGAAGGAAAUUGUAUAAAUCAUAAUAUAGAAGGUAGCCACUACAUUGAAGGAUGCAUUUCUUUGUUUUAUUAUGUCUCUCAGCUAAGAUGUGUGUUAAGAUUGGUCAAUUUAGUGGGCUGUGUUGCACUGUACAGCCCACUAAUUCAAAAGUUUGUUUGAACUAUAAUUUCCAGCUGUUAUUUGAACCCAGAAAUGUAAUGAAUAUCUCACUAACUCUGUCAGUUACUGGGAUCUAUGGCCUGUUUGCUUCAUGCUUGGGGUGUUAAUUUGAGCAGAAAAAACUCAGUCAAUAAGCAAGAGGUAUAUAUGUUCUUGAAAUUUGAUAGCAAACAGAGGUAUCAUGAUGUAAGUGUGUUUCAGAUCAAUAAUUCCUUUUAGUGGAGAAUUUAACACAAUCUUCAUUAAAAAGAAAAACAAAACAAAAAAACAAGAAGUCUUCCCUUGACCCCUUAAUCCUUAAGAGUGACCAGAAUGUAAUUUCUUUCAACAUUACUGUCAAAUCAAAGGAUGAGAUCAAAAGAAUGAUGGAAAUGAUCACCAACUUUAGAAGCUCUUGAUUGUUCAACAAAUUCUCCUUGUCAGUAAAAUGGGAAAUAAAACGACAACAGUAUGGAGAACAUGUAUACUGAUGUAAGGGUGUAAAAUGUUACUGAGAGGUGUUUUUGAGUCACAAAAAUAUAGUUAACAUUGUUGUAGCUGAGUAAACACAGAAUUCCUUUGAGUGACAUGAGUAUUCAUUUCCCUCUACCAUGGUGGAAGGAGAAAGUCAUGACAUGCCAUGUAUUGAUCAACAGGUCACUUUCCUGCAAUCAGUGAUGACCUAGUGAACUCCUACCAUCUGCUUUUAUGUUGCCUGGAUCUCCUUUUUUCAAAUGCACUGUAUGCAAAGAAUCGCCGAGAACUACUGAAUCCAAAGUUUGAAGGUACAGCCUCUCAAUUAACUUCUUUCAAUUUAAUUUCAAUUCUGUAUGACUUAUUAUUUAAGUUGAAAACUAUUAAUGGUAGAGGAACAAGGAUUGAAGUUAUGUUAUAUUUUUUUAAUCCUUUGUAAAGGACUACCUCAAGAUUUUGGUAACAGAGACUUCAAAGUACCAGCUGAAGUGCCUUGUAUUGUUGAAAGCUUGUGCAACAGACAUCAAGGUACCAUAACAUUGGAUUUUUUUUUUCUUGUUUAUUUUACUUCAGCUUAGUAUGGAAUCCACACUUUUCCUAUUGUAAAAUACACAACAGGCCAAUGGGUGGUAUGUUGGAUUAGGGAUUAUAAGUAGGAAAAGUUGAAGUCAAUGUCAUAUGUUUUUGAGAUGAGUAAUCCAUGCAGAAGGCCAUUUCAAAGUUCUAAAAACCAUCACCUUCAAAAGGAGUUUUAAGCGCAAAUCUUUUGUUGUGAAAACAAGUUUUUCUUUUGAUCAAAAAAAGUCACUGUAACAUCAAUGGCCUCAUACUUACCCCUGUAGUGAUGCAAAGCAUAUGAAAAGUAGCUUAGCCUUCCCUUUAUGUUUUAUGUUGGAGGUCACUUAUGCUUAUGAAUAUAAUUCAUCUCCUAUUAGGAAUAAUCUUGGAGGCAAAAGGAAUUAAAGAACAUCACUGGAAGCCCUUUAUAAAGCAACUAUUUGAAAAGAAGGUACUUAUGAGAUGCGAAUUCAGCACAGUUGAUAUCCUUUUUAACUCGUGAAUUGCGCGCAUGCGCAAGAGCGAGUUAUAGAUACCAUGUGGGGAAUGGCAUUCGCUCGCUCGAUUGGUCGAUUCCUGUAAACUUUUUUUAGAUUUUAGGCUUUUGAGUGCAUUUGAUAGUUUUUAGCGAAUAGUAAACAGAAGAAAUGGCGACCUUUGUUGCUAAGAAUAGUGGUGGGGUGAAAAAGAAGCCAAUGAUAAUCUUAAAAGAGUUUUUUUUUUUUUUUUUAGUUUCAACAAGCGGCGCCAGCGACUGGCAGGCAUGCAAGGAUUCACACUGAAAUAACAGAACAACCUUCGUUUUUCAUAAAAUUGUAAUUUACAAUCCUUGAACUCGAAAACAAUCCGAAGAUUCAUUGAAAAUAUUACUUACUGCGAAGCGCUCGAAGUUUACAGAUGUUCAAAAGAUUUUUCUGUUAUAGCGUGAGAUUGAGGACAAAAUUGAUCAUUACGUUUUGUCGCGUGUGUUUUUCCUGUGUGAAGCAACAAAAGAUGCCGGCGACUGACGAAAUUACAAGUUAACACGAAAAUCAGAUAACACCUAAACAAACAAUUUUAGCUACCGAUGUUCAGUGAAUUUUUAAAGAACAGUUUUCUUUUAAGUUUCAAGACAAUUUGAAGAUUCAACAUACAUACAACGUACUAAAAUGCGAAAGUUACACACCACAAAAUUGAUAAAUAGGCCUGAAAUGAAAUUCUAUCUUGUUAUUGAUUAUACGUUGCCUAGCACGUGACUUAAAUCUACCCAGGCAGAGAUCCAAAAUGACGGUGGCAGGCUUGGCUUAGUUAUAUCACUCAAAACUCGUUCCAGUUUGUCUGAUUUGAUAAAAAGGGAAUCGUUAAUGUUUUCAUUAAGACAGUAUUGCCUUGAUUUUCUAAUAUUUAAAAUGAAAGACAGUACAUUUCACUUUUCACCCACAUUUACUUCCAACCUUUUCUUUUGAACCAGAAACAAAAAUAAUAGACGUUUAAAACACAUGACAUCAUCCACCUUGUCAAAUGUAAUAGCAUGAUCAUUUCAAUUGUAAUGCCUUCUUAUCCCAACGUUACUUUGUUUCUUUGCUACAUUAGCGAAUGCUGAACUACUGCUCGUACUCUAGAUAUGACAAUCAACCACAAAAUUCCCUAAACCAGAUAACAUUAAACAUCAUGUGUCAAAAUCAUGUGUCAAUUCACGAGUUUACUCACAGAGCACUUUGAUUUAUGGUUUGGGCAUUAUGGAAUGUUUAUUUCCAUGUUUGAUCAGUUUUUUUUCACCCAAGAGUGUGGAAUAAUGUUUGCAAAAUUUUACUCCAACAGAUAUUGAAGGGUAACGAAGAGAACCUGACAGGAAUUCUGGAUCAAGGCAAUUUUGAAUCAAAUGGGUAAGGCCUGUUCAGUUAUUUACUCCAGGUUUGUCACUGCCUUCUGGUUAAGGGUAUCUACUUUUGGAAAAUUAUGAGUUUUUUUGUAUGCAUCUCAGGAUUCAUAAUUGAUGCCCUUUAAGUUGUGACUGUUUUUGGUGGCUAUGUAGGGUAGUAGAAAACUUGAGUGGCUAAAUUUGUUGUGGAAGCAAGUUUGAAUGGUUUUCUCUUUUGUUUUUUUUGGCUAAAGUAAACAUUUGAAUAAUAUUAAAACACUAGUUUUAAUGUUAUUAGGUUUUUUAUAUUAUCAUACUACUAAAAUACUUUGUUUUCAUUUUUUUUAUAAAUAUUGUUUCAUUUUCAUUUUCAUUAUUUUCCACAUGACUAAAAUUUCAUUCCUGGCAGCCAUUUUGAGCAUUUUCAUUUCCUGUUUGCAGUAUAAUUUAUGGAUAUUAUGUGGAGAAGGUACAUGUCCAGUACUUCUGGGAGUCAGCCCUUUGCACCCUAACAUCAGUAUUCAUAUUCUCCUUACUGUCCUGUAGAUAUUUCCUAAUGUUCUGAAAAGGAGAAUUUGUUCCACAAUCAAGAGAUUCUCUAGUUUGUGAUCAUUUCCUAUAUCCUCAUGACUGUACCCUGUGAUUUUGGGGAGAUAUUGUUGGGAGAAAUUAGAUGUUUGUCACUCUUAGGGACUAAAGGGUGAAGUCCUGUGGCUUGUUAUUUCCCUUGCCGUAUUUCCACCCAGACUGAUGUCUACUCUGUCAACUUUUUGAGUCCUAAAUAAUUGUUUCUGAAAAAUGUCUUCUCCCUUGCACCAGAUGUUUUGAAAAAUUACAGGUUUUGAUCUAAUUUUCUUUUUAUUUCCCAACAGUAAAUCUGUCAACAAAGAGUACGAAGAGUAUGUGUUGUCUGUCGGUGAUUUUGAUGAAAGGAUCUUCUUGGAUGAUGAAGCUCACAUUGAAAUAGGAACCCCAGCCAAGUCUUACACUUUUGCUGAAGUGGAUGAGCAACAAAGGUUCACUAUGAUUCAUUAUUUCUAGAUGGCAAAAUAUUAAAUUUUGAGCUUCUUAGUUCAAAGAAUUCUUCUGCUGUUACAGAACAUCCCACACCCUUAAAGGUACAAUCAUUUACAUGAAUGAACAAUUUCGGACUGCAAUAUCUCAGAUGAUAUGUGUUGCUCAGCACUUUUGGAGUGUAUACUUUCCUGUUGUGAUUGGAAUUUUUUUUAAGCUUUCACAUCACAAACAAUUUAUUACUUCUAAAAAGAUAUUUUUCAUUUGUAGAAUGGGACUAAGGAGGAACUUACAGGAGCACUUUACAAGAGUGAGUAUAUACUUCUUUCGCUUUGGUUUUCAUGAUAAAAUUCCUUGACUAAUGAUUCUUUAUGAAAGAAAGUUUGUUAAAUUUUUAAAGCACUCAUCACUUGGAUAAACUCUUACACAAGUAGGGCAUGUUAAAUGAAGUCAGAGUUAUUUUUGACACUGUGUUUGUUAUCAGACAAGAAGCUUAGCCCCUUCAACACCGCUGACUGGAAGACGUUAUUUAAAGGAGAAAGACCCAAAGUAAGUUUUCCAAUUAUGAAAAAAAUGAAUAGAAGAAAUAAUCAGACUUUUCUCACACACUGCCUAGUUGAAUUUCUCAAUCUAACUAACAGUUGUUAGCGAAAGGCAUAGUGAAUAAUGUUGAAUAAUCCAUUUGACACAGUCAAGGGUAUUAUUCAACAAUUUUCACUGAGCUUGAGGAGAAUAAUUAUUUUAGUAUAAUUACAUAUGUACUAUCAAAUUCUGUGGUAAAUUCCAUAAGUAAAGAGAACAUUGAGCUUUUUUUUUUUCUGAAUUGUGUCAAUUAUUUGUAUCAAGAUAAGCAAGCAGUCUUAACAAACAGUUAACCCUUUAACUUCCAGAUCAAAUUUGAAAAUCUCCUUACUGUCAACCAUGUGAUUCAUAUUAUGUUACUUCAGAGAAUUUAGUAUUGGAUCAAGUAAUUAUCCUAAAAUUGAUAUUUUUCUCCAUUCUCAUCACUUACCUGUUUGACAUUGUAUUGAUAUUGUGCAAAGAAGAAAUUCUGUCUUGGUCACUCAUGGGAGUUAAAGGGUUCAUUCAGUCAGCAAAAAAUCCCCUGGAUCUCACUGGAGUGACAGAAAAAUACAUUUUCUGCUUAUUUCUUUUACUCAGCUAGUUGGAAUAAAAAAUGUAUGAUAGAGUGUACUUGCUGUUCAUUGGAACAAAGUUAUCUGGGUAUGGUCAAUCUCAAUAUGUCAACAUGUAUAGAUUAUGUGACUUUUUUAUUUGCAGUUGUUAACAUGCAUUCUUUCUGUUACAUAGGAUAACUCCUGUUUCAACAGCAACACAAUCAGUCAGUAGACUACAAGCUCUUUUGUCAGGUUUGAAGGCAGGACCAAGUGAUGGCCUUCUGAAAAUAUUCUCGUAAGUUUGCAACUUAUUGUGAAAUAGUAGUUUUCCUGCAACCAUAACUGCGUGCAGUCUGAAAGGGAUUUAACUUGCAGGCACAAGAUGACACCCUGAAAAAACUCAAACCUUAAAGAAAGCUACCAGAGUGCAAUAGGAUGUAGACCUACUAAGUUUUAUUCACAGUUUGUUAAUUUUUUUUCGUCACAGGGAAUGCAGUAGAAACCCUCAAGAAGCCAUUGAAAGUCGUGUCAGCACACUUGGGGAGACAUUCUUAAGAGAAUAUGUACAGGUAUGAGCUACUUGGACUUGAAAUUAAUUUUUGUGCAAUCCGGUUGCUAUAGCAUACUGCAGUGAAUAUCAUUUUGUGAGUUAAUUUUCAUUUGUUCUUAUUGCUGCUUUUUUAAAUCUUGUUACAGCCAUCUCCUGAUAGACCUAAGUCUCCUUGCUCAACAAGAGAAUUUGCAACCAAGAGAUUAAAACUUGCUGAAAUUUUGUACUACAAGGUAAGAAAAGACAUUUUUUUGUACUGUUAGUCUAUAAAUGUGGUAUUCUACAACCAAACAAUAGCUUUCUUAUUUUUAUGUUGAUACUCUUCAUUUACUGUUGAAGGAGCCAUGCUAUGAGAUUUUUCUACCUUCUUUUGAGCUGUACCUAUCUGUCAUCAAAUCAGUGGCUACCAUGAAUCGUAAACGUAUAAUGAAAUAGAGAUGAAAAACACUCGUCUAUUAAUUUUUUAAGUGGCAACGAUAGAAAGAAGGAAAAAAGAUAAUUGAGGGUGGAGAAGGGUUGGCAAACUUUUAAAGUAUAAAGUUGAGACAAUUUUAAAAUUUGCAGAAAACAGUAACAAGCUAUCUUAGAGUAUUAAAUGGACCUCUUUUAGUUUGUAUGAUUGUGUUUCCAAUGUACAGUAGAUCAUGUGAUAAUAUUGUAGAGAGCUGUUUCUAUCAAACUUCCUUGUUACCAGCAUAAGCUCAAGUAAUUUACAAAAGGUAUCAGGAAAAUUUCUUUGAGACCUUCAUUGGGAAAACAAAAUACACAAGCUAUUAGUACAGUGUAUUAGCAUUGGAAGUCUAUUACAUAGUAGAGAUUAAGAUAUAUAGGCAAAGAGUGGUUCAAAAUGAAAUGAAUAUAUUUGCAGGUUCUUGAAAGUAUAACUCUGCUGGAAAAGAAAAGGUUACAAGGACACCUUGAUUUAACUGUGAGUGAACAUAUUAAAUUGCAUUGCAAGGGUCAGUUGGAGAAGCAAUAAUUACAUUUUUGUUCGAUUUUGGAGAGCUUUAAAUCAUAUUUCAUUACUUUUCACAGGGUUUGUUGGAGCAAGAUAACUUUCAUUGUUCCUUGAUGGCCUGUUGUUUGGAAAUCAUAAUUUUCUCUUACAACUCUCAAAGGUAACUGUCUAACUAAAUCUGAAAUAAACAAAAUAGCCAAUCAGAGGAACCAAAAGUAGUGGUGCCUUGUAAAAUUUUUAUCUUAAGAUGUGCAUUCUUUUAUUCAGAACUAGAAUUUCCAUGGUUUAAAAGUGUUUGAAGUGAGUGCUGGUACUUCUUAAUUAGAAGUAAAAUAGGUUUAGAAGGGUAAUUUACAUUUUUGAUACUUAAGUAGUGCAGCAGUUGGUGAUCUCAAAAUUAACAGUUGUAAAUCACAAACCUUAAAUGGGCAGAAUUAAUGGCUUUAGCUUGAGAGUUAAAUUUGUUUGCUUGAGUCUCAUGCUUUAGCACUCAUGCAGAGCUGUCAAGUAUUACGCUCAAUGGAUGAGACUUGAGCAUUCAUGCAGAGUGCUCAAGUCCCCAGCUCAAUGCUUAAAACUUGACUGAUCUGCAUGGGUGUGCAAGGUACCCUUAGUUUUGGUUUUGAAUCCUACUGGUUGGCAAGGUGGUACAAGUUUCUUGAUUAAACACAUACUAAAUUAAAGUAUAACCAAAGCAAUUGCGUAUUUCUUUUACACUUAAUCAAAAUUUGCUCCAUAUAUCUGUAUUUUUUAAUACAAUUAACCUUCUUUUUUGUUAUUAUUUCACCAUUAGGACUUUCCCUUGGGUGAUUGAAAUCUUUGAAAUCAGUCCUUUCUCAUUCUACAAAAUUAUCGAAGUUUUCAUCAAAGCUGAAGAUGGGCUGUCAAGAGAUGUCGUGAAGCAUCUUAAUCAUGUGAGUUGUAGAUGACCAGAGUAUCAGAACAGAUUUGAUCUUUUUCCUGUAGUAAAAAAAUUGUUAGCUCCUUUACACCCUUUACAACCUAACAUAUGUAUGCAGUCUCCAUACUGUUCUCUAUACAUUUCUUAAGGAUUAUUUUACAAUUGAGAGCUUCUUUUAGUUGGUGAUGAUUUCCAUUAUUUAUUUAUUUAUUUAUUAUUUAUUUAUUAUUUAUUUAUUUUAUUUAUUAAAUAAAUUAAAUAAAUUAUUUAUUAUUUAAGUUGGUGAUGAUUUCCAUUAUUCUCAUGACCUUUAUGUGUGAUUUGACUGACUGAUGGUGCAGAAGAAGAGAUAAUUGUUAUCUUUAUGAUAUAUUUGUUUGGGUUAUGUACAUGUAAGUAACACGAGAUAGGAAAACUGAAAAAUAUUACCCAUUGAAAAAGUUUUAUUGAGAAAAUGUUGAACCACAAUAUAUUAAGGAAGUUGUUGCUUUUAAAUCAGCACAAGGAGCUCCCACAGUGAUUUCAAAAUACUACUUAUUGCAAGAUCAAAUGUACCUGGCUGUAUAACAAAAUAGAAGUGCAGUCUUUUUUGUUUUGUUUUGUGUUUUGUGUUUUUUGUUUUUUGUUCCAAUGGAACAAUAUAGAUGUUUGAAUGCAUAUUGUGUAAUAAAACUAUCUUGUCCAAAUUUUAAUCAGUUCAUGUGCUUUUUUCAACCAGAUAGAGGAACAGAUUCUAGAAUGCCUUGCAUGGAGCCAUGAUUCACCUCUUUGGUAUUCAAUCCAACAAGCUGGCUCUGUUCCUUCAUGUGAAGAUGUAUCCCUGCCUUACCAAACAGAAUCCGUGCACACCACUCAAAACUUGCUAGCUUCACCAAUUAUCCACCCUCGUGUUCAAAGGAUAUGUGGAGAAGAAGGAGCUGCAAGGAGAGGUGAAUUACAACACCAUUUUUAUUUUCCGUCUAUGUCUGUCUUUCCUAAGAAGCAAGAUAAGUUUGUUGAAUUUUUUAAAUCAUUGGUUACUACCUUUCCAUGGAUUGUUAUCUGCCAUAUUUCAACCAUAUUUACACCAUAGUAGGUGUAUUUCAGACCAGCUUUUAGUGGCUCUCACAAUUUUUUUUCCCAUUAUCCUUAAAUUUAACAACUUUCCUCUCCUCUACAAUUUUUUUCAGGACCUUUUUAUUUGUGUUGGAAUGUUAUUGUUUGCUGAUUUUUUAGCCUCUUGAUGGAAAUUAACCCUUUAACUCCUAGAAGUGAUCAACAUGAAACUUCUCUCUAUAAUAUCCUUACAUUUUCCAGCAAAUAGGUAAUGAGAAUAUUCAAGCUUAUCAGUUAGAAGUUGUUAUCUUGAUCUAACACUAAAUUCUCAUUACUAAUUUACUAGGGAAUGUGUAGCAGCUUGAGGGGAGAAUUACCAAUUUGAUUUUGGGAGUGAAAGGGUUGAAUGUUGUUUCCCUAAGGUUAAGUGUCUAAAUGUGACCUGAUUUACAUUGCUCCUCCUUGCCAUUUUGUUUUCUUAGUUUUACCAUCGCCAAGCUCACCUUCAGCCCAUGAUGUCUUUAGUUCGCCAGUCACCCCAAGCAGUGGUGCACGGCGUAAUCUCAUGGUCAACUUUGGCAGCUCCUCUCCUGCACAGACUGCCCAGCCAGUGACACUGUCACCCACAACACGCCAGACAACUGCAAGGAAUGCACCUACUUGUAAGCUUAAUUUUCAGAUUUCUAGGAUCAGUGUUAAUGCAUCCUGUACAACCCUAAAAGAGAACUACCACACAGAAUUUUUUUGUUACAUUUUGAUGACCUGAGCUAUAUAUUCAAACAAGAGAACUCUUCGCAGCCUUUUCAUGCUAUUCUCCUGCAUUUAGGUUUUUAAUGCAAACUCUUUGAUUCUUGUUUCAGUUAUCAUUACCCCAGCUCCUGGAAAUAGUGGUGGUUUUUUAGUUAAUCAAGCCGUAGUGUUGCCGAACACUUCAACUACAGUACAAGUGACUUCUCCUCAGGCUGGUAGUGUAUUAACAACCAGCAGUACUACAGCAUCACCAACAUCCAGUCCAGUGAGACCAUCAUCAACACCAACUACACCUAAGGGGAAGGUUGUAACUCCAACUAAACCCAAGAAGACUGGUUCCUUGGCAUUAUUUUUCAGAAAGGUAAUGUGAGAACCGCCUUAACUGCAAACCCUGCUCAAAGAACGUUAUAUUCAAAAUUUUGGAAAUGAGAAGUUUUCCAAAGCUAUAAGUGUGUCAGGUGUAAUUAUACAUAUUGAAGGUAUAUAUAUCUCCUUACAUUUGUCUUUAACAUUACCCAAGUACAGUGCUUGGUUAACUUUCUUAAUGAUUUCUGCUUUCCUUUCCAAAGAAAAGCUUACAAAACUGGAGAAUUACCCUCUGCCUCUUCAAGCUUGCUUGCAAAGGUCAUCCAUUCUCUUCUGAUGAACUUUCUCUUGUUGAUUUACAGGUUUAUCAUCUUUCCAGUGUUCGCCUGAGAGACUUGUGUACAAAGCUGGAUGUCCAUGAGGAGCUCCGUCUAAAGUAAGCUCACACUUGUGCCCACUUAAUAUCUGUCUCCUGAUUAUCUCAAAACCCUUCUGAGGAGCCACUGUGAGGCUCACUUAUUACCAAGGCUUACUGAAAGGGGCCUAUUAAAGAAGGGGUUCUUACAAGAUUAGGAAGGGGGGGACCUCUUCAAAAUCUUGUCAGCCAAAAUUUGUUAUUUUACUUGGGAAUUGUUGCCCAGAUUUAAUGAAUACCACUUAUAGUGUGAGUGGGAGAUGCUGUGGCCUAUUGGUUAUUAUGCUGGACUCCAGGUCGGGAUGUCUAGUUUUGAGACCUGGCCAGGUCAUUGUGUUUUGUUAUGGGACAAAUUGUUUCACUGUCACAGUGUCUCUCUCCACCCAGGAGUAUAAAGGGUACUGGUAUUGUCAGGGAAGGAGGAUAAAAUGCUAGUGGGUAACCUUAUGAUGGAUUGGCAUCCUAUCCUAGGGGGAGUUGUAUUACUCUUAGUUGCUUCAUGCUAUGGAAACCUGGAUAAACUUUAGCUGGAUGGGCCACUUGGCUCCAGCACAGGCUUUGCCUACCCUAAUACAGUAUGCAAUUCUUUGGUUGAAAACCUACAGCGAUAAACGUGGAAAGUGAUAUUGGCUAUCAGCAUCGCAGAGGUCAUGGGUUCAAAUCCCAUACAGGCCUGAAUUUUUUUCAGAUCUUAUUUCAACUACCAGUUCAGUAGUGUUUAUAGCUGCAAGGAUCUCUUAUAUUCGUUUUUUCACUGCAGUGCACACAUAUGAUUUUCAUAUAUCUACAAUCAUUAUCUAUGUUUUUUGUUCUUCUCACCUGGUGUAUGAUAUAUUUUACCAAUUCCAACUGUUAACCCAUUGCUGUUUUACAGGAUGUGGACAUGCUUUGAACAUACACUGAUGAAUGUGACAGAGCUGAUGAAGGACAGACACAUUGAUCAGAUAUUGAUGUGUUGUAUUUAUGUCAUGGGCAAGGUAAUCCAUUUUUUUCUGUGAGUAGAACCUUGUCUUGUGUGUAGUUUCUUGUUGUAAGGGGUAAGCUUUUGAAAUCUGAAGGAACAUUAUAGUACCCAUAUGUUAUCCAGCAAACAGCAGUAGGUAACAAGAAUAUGGAACUUAUUUUGAUCUAACAGUGCCAAACUCUUGUAACUAAUUUACAAGGAAAAGUGUAACAAAUGAAGGGGAGAAUCUACUGUUAGUUCUUGGGAAUUAAAGGGUUAAACCUACUGUAGUUCUUCCAGGUAGAGCAUAUCUGCUUCUCUAAGGUAGGGUGUCAAUACUUGUACAUUCAUGCGUCAGCUGACAUGUUCAUCUUGUUCAUUUUUCAGGUCACAAAUGCUGAUCUUUCAUUCCAAAACAUCAUGAAGUGUUACCGCACUCAGCCGCAAGCUGUCAGCCAUGUAAGGGUCUUUAAAAUAAUAACCUCAAUUUUUUAAUCUCUCUCAAGGUUUACUAUGUGAUUAAAAGGUAACUUUCUCAAACCCUAAAGGUUUACAGAAGUGUGCUUCUCAGAGGAAGAAGAAGAGCUCCUCUUGGCAGCAGUGGCAGCGAUGGUGGAGCAAGAGGUGAGAUUAAGAAUUGUUUUGAGUAUCGGUGUUCUUUUGUUUAUGUUAGGAUUUGUUGAAGCCUACCUAUGGAUAUUUCAGGUUUCAGAGCAGGAAGUGACUUUCACAAAUUUGAAAUUUGGCUGCACUGAUCUCUUUUUUGUCAACUCUUCCUUUUGGAUACAAAUGGCAUUUUAGCAUCUCUGUUGGAAGACUUGCCCCAGUCAGGGAUAGUCAGGGAGACCUGCUUAAUGUCAGGUUUUUUUGUGCCCAUUACUUUGUCAAUUGUGAUCUAAGACAGAAAAGAAGUAUUUUAAACUGAUUCUGACAUCAAUGUCUGGCUUUAAAAAAAAGUUACUGGUACUCUUAUAUUUCCCAAAAUGUCAAAAAUCACAUCUCAGAGAAUUUCAAAAUUCACUUUUUUUUGUGUGUGGUGUGUAUGUUUGUAAAGGGGGGGAGGAGGGAAAGAAAGACAUGCUCCCAAACCCCUUGUUGAAAGGUGCAUUGCUUUGCAACCUACCAUGCUUCCUAUGCAAGCAUAAUUCAAUUCAGCUGCCAGCUCAGUUCAGAUCAUACAUUUAUCUCAUUUUCUAACAUCAACUCUGCCUGUAAUGGGAAGAGAAAUUUGUAGGUAGAGAAAAAUCCCAUGGGAUCACCACAGAUAUUGUAAUGGUAUUUUAGCUCUUCACACUUUUUUUGGUAAUUUAUUAACAGGUAUUAAAAGUGAACCAGGUAGUAGUGGACCUGCCAGCCCAGUACAAGGUUCCAGUAGUGCAAGAGCAAGCCCAAUAAGGAGUGUAAGCACUGUGCCAUCCACUCCCCCUCCAAACAGCGCUUCAAAUUCUGGAUCCAGUAGUACAGAAAACAGUCCAAACAUUGAUGGUGAAAGAGGAGAUCUCAUUGAGUUUUACAACAAGGUAAUGACAAGUAGAUCUAUUUUUCUUGAGUUACAUCAGCACUCAAAUGGAAUUCAAAACUUGGCUCUCAAAAUUGUAGAGACUGAGACUGAGUUUUGAUUUUUGAGAAGAAACUCUGUCACUAAUUCUUUCCACUGAAGAUUCUUUUGGGAUUAAAACAAUCAAAAUGAAAAUUUGUACCCAAAAUUUGCCAAAUAUUUUGACAAAAAUCUAAUGGAUAACCACUUAUCUUCAUCAAUUUUUUUUUAAUCAGGUGUUCAUUAAAAGAGUAAAGAAUUUUGCCCUCAAGUUCUCUUCUGGAGACAGAGCAGUAAGUGAAGUUACAUAGUUACAUGAUAUUUUUUUACAAUCUCCUUUUGGUAUAUGAUAAAAAUUUUGAAAUUUUUAAUGAUGGUAAGUGAUCUUAAAAAGCAACUCAGGCAAAUGAUUUUAGUGAAAUGAAAUUAAUGCUUUUCCUGGUCCAGACAGCAAGCAAGUGAUUCAAAACAGUGAUUGUUUAUUCCAAGAUUUACUGAUGGUUCCAUUUCUUUUCUUUAGACGGAUUCUCCUCCCCUGUCUCCCCUACCAGUCAUGAAAAACCAAGCACACUCACCACGACGCAAAGUUUCAACCCGAUAUCCAGUGUAUAUUUCACCUCACAAGAAUGGUAAGUUGUUUUCUGUAUGAAAACUGCAACAAUGAAAAAUACUGCCUCUUAAGCAUUUUUUGAAGAUAAAGAGAGUAUUGAGAGUCCAUAAAUUAGUUUGAUCUUCCAAGGUCAGCUACCUGGCAUGCCCACCCAUAUCAGUCAGUAGUGAACAUAUAAGCUUGUUCUCUAGAGUUUACUUUGAAGAGAGUGGGGAGAAGAGAGAAAAGAGAAGAGAGUGGGGAGAAGAGAGAAAAGAGAAGAGAGUGGGGAGAAGAGAGUGGGGAGAAGAGAGUGGGGAGAAGAGAGUGGGGAGAAGAGAGUGGGGAGAAGAGAGAAAAGAGAAGAGAGUGGGGAGAAGAGAGAAAAGAGAAGAGAGUGGGGAGAAGAGAGAAAACAGAAAAAAGAGAAGACUAUAAGAAUGUAGACAGAGUGCAGUAGUGUAUUCCUGUAUAAAAACUGCACCAAUGAAAAAUGCUGUCUCUUUAGCUGAAUGUGAAGAUAAAGUGGAUGUCAAUGGUUGAGUAUUAAGAGUCCUUAAAUUAGGAUGCAGAGGACAAGAAGACAAAAGAGAUGGACUCUAACAUUUGUUUCCAGACAUUAUAUGAAAUCCCUCAAAAGAAAUUUCCACGAAAUACUAUGGAUAUGAAAUGAAUUUUGGAUAAAAAGCUUGAUAAAUGAUAAAUUUUAGUCCACAGAAGUGGAAAAAGUAAUGUUUUUCUUUUAUUUCUCAGGAGUGUCAAUGACACCAACAACACGAAUGUUGUACUGUUUUAAAGAAAGUCCAGCCGAGGUAAAUAACAUUUUGUUUUGUUGUUAAAGUUUUUAUCGUGGUAAUUAUAAGUGUUAGUUACCCUCCUUCCUAUUAUGAUAAUUUUUCUGAUCCACAUCUUUCAAAGAUAAUACAUUAGACAUAGGUGAAACAGAAAGAAACUCUCAAGGCAUAAAGGGCACUGAAGAAGGAUUGUGUCCAUACCUGAAAAGCAAAUGGAAUUGCCACAGUUGCUUCUCAAAGAUUACUAAAUACAUAGUUUAAAUAAUUUUAAAAUAAAUCAUUCUUCCUCUUUCAUUUUGAAAAACUUGUUUUCCGUUACUUGCAACAAUUCCAGCUUCAUGGUUUGAAGGUUAAAACUCAAUCUCAUGUUGGGCAGGGCAGGCCACAUAUCUUUGAAUAGGAAGUAAACUAUGGAUACCCAGGACUGUAGCUUUCAAGUUUAUAAGGUGUUAUGCAGUUAUUCUCAUUGUGUAUUUUAUUAUCUGCAGAAGCUACGAGAUAUCAAUUAUAUGCUGAAGCAAGGUGGUGGGGAGACAAGUCGUAAGAGAGCUCUUUUGCAAGAUGAUCAGAGCAGUCAUCCACCUGCUAAACGAACAGCUUCAGAGGAGGUGUUACAACGAAAACUAACCAGUAUGCUUGAGGAACGGCAAGCAUCAGCCUCCAGAUAAUCAUGAAAUUGUAAAUGGUGGAUUGGUUAAUUUUGGUAUACUUUUGACCAAGUAAUACUGAAUUGCUGCAGUAGUUUACUAUCCUUUACAUUUUGUUUUGGGUUUGUUUGUUUUUAUCACCAUCAGUGGCAUUGGACACAUAAGUUCUUGUAGACCAUUUAAUUAUGAUAUUUUAACCCACUCACAAUUUUUUAAGUUCUUUGUGUCCAUUUUGCUUGUUAAACUUUGCAGCCAUUUAGUUCUGCAACAAUUCAGAAAAGGUUACUCUCUUAGUAAUGAUCACUAUUAAAUUAUUAGUCAUUAAAUCUAUCCUAAGCUUUCUUCUUAAAUUAUAUCUGAAAAUAUGGUUUUAUGAAAUUUAUGUAAAUUAAACAACUGACUGGAAAAAAAAUUAUUUACUGCGUCUGCUUAUCUGAACCAUUAAUAAAAUUACUGCCUAUUAUUUUACCUCUCAGAUGAUGUGUAAAUGUGUUAUAAUCUCUUGUGAAGCAAGUUUCAUUAAGAGUGUUGUUGUAGGAACCUUUGAUCAAUCCUUUUUUGGAAAUCUUAAUUUUCAUUUUAAUAUGAAGUAUUAAACAUUUAUAAUUUUGUAUUAUUAAGUUUAAUUAUGGUUCUUUUGUUGUAACUGUCAAUCAUAAUUGGUCAAAUGAUACACUCAACUUCUGGCAUUAGCUUAAAGAGAUGGCUUUAACAUAGUAAUUUAAGUUUACUUGACUCUAAAUUCAUUCACAGCUGGCACAUUUAGCAGUCUGAUUUUAAUGCUAAUUACAAAUGUUGAUAUAAUAAUUUUUUGUUUUUAGUCACCAAUAAGUAAAAAUAAUUGCCAAUGAAUAGGUCAACAGGAGAAUCCCAUUGUUCUCUGUGAUAAGAUUGGUGCAUUUUUCUCACUUGAUUUCAAAAUCAGUUUUCAUACAUACAACAAUAAAAUCACACUAAGUUAUACAAUUAUAAAAUUUGUAUAAUUUUUUUGUCUAAAAAGAAUUUUUUCCAAACGAAGACCUUCUGUUUCAUUCUUUUAACGUCAUUGAAGUUUUAUCCUAUUGAAAGACUGAAUUAAAUUGCAUUUGAUAAAUUUCACACAAAAAAAGUUGCAAUUAAGCUUGUAUCAAACUGUUCUUCAGGAUUUAUAGCCUAAGGAGUUGGUAAAUAAAAACAUUGUUGAAGUAAUGUGUAUAUUGAGGAGGUAGCAACCCUUAAGCAAGGUUUAGAAGUCACACCCUUGACCCUUAAACUUUCAGAGGUGAUGAUUUGUAACUUCUCACAUUUUAAACACAUUUUUCAGCAAAUAGCCUAGGAGAAUAGAUGAGCUUAUCAGCUAUAGGGUGUUAACUUGAUUUAAAAACUGUUUACUGUCUUCUAGCAUUCAAAUUUGGAAAUAACAUUGACUGCCCUCAAAAAAAACUAUGAUACAUUUAAAUCAAGAGGCUUAUUUCGUAUUUGAAGGUUGCAAAGUUGAAAAGAUUUGGUUUCCUUCCUUAACAAUGAUCUACAUUAACAUUUUCUAACAAAUAAUUAAAACUACAAAACACAAAAAAUUGUCAAUUAGAGAAAUCAAACCUUAUACCCACAAAAUUUUCAUGCCACGUGUUGAUGAAUUUGCAAAUUUGCAGCUACAGAGGUGAAUUACAAAUGAGACGUUUGGAGGUAAACAGUUAACGUAUCAGUUUCUGUUCUCUGCCACUUGGGCCAGGGAAUGUUAAUCAGUUGGAAAAGGUUUAUCCCUCCACUUUCUUGUCCAUUUUUUUAGGCCAAAAAAGUAGAAUUAGGAUUAAUUUAACUUAUCUGAUAUAAAUGGAAGUAUUUAAAUUUUAGCAGACUUCAGCUGCAAAGCUUGUUUCCGUUUUAGGGAACUUUCAUUGUUUAGUAGCAGAACCUUUUAAGUUUUAGCUGUUCCAUAGUUAGAAUGCUUGGAAUCAUUUAUUAGAGUGACUGAUAAAAAUUAACUUUGAAUAUGCAUGUUACAAAAGAGGCUAGGAAAGCAAGUAAACCUGUUUAGUGUCUUGGGAAAAAUAAGUUUGCAUGCUCUUAAGGAGGAACUGUCAUCAGUAUCAGAUUAGACUAUCUUUCUGUUUUUAAAGACUGAAAAUUUUUCAUAGAAUUAACAAACGGAAAGACAGAUGCAAUUUACUCUUGACUUGUGGUUCAAUUUACCUUUGGUUAGUUUCAGUUUCCUUUGUUUUGGUUAUGGAAAUGUAUGUUAAUGCUUUUGAAGGAGAGGAAAAUGAAACUUAAACCAGAAUAAAAUUGAACUUCAACAUGCAUAUUUUUUCAAGUUUAACAGAGUCAUAAUUUAAUGUUAAGUUUUUAUUGGCUGAUUGAGAAUUUAAUGGAUGCACUCAUGAUACUAAUGGUCUUACAUGGUUAUCGUAGAAAGUGCUUUCCACUCGUUUAACAUUGGUCUAGUUUAACUUUCACGGCAACAGUUUGGUUUUGUAUAGCUUGCAGCAGAUUAUUGUCGAUUAGGGUUUUGAACAAUCAUGCCUAUAUCUAUUACUUAGAUGAUAACUUGAUAUAAAGUAAACUCUUGAUGACAGUUUCUCCUUCAGCAUGUGAAUUUUUUUUUUCGUUUUGGUGUGGUAGGAGGUAUUUCGCUUUUCAGAAUUCAAUGUGUAACUCUUCAACUCCCAAGAAAGACCAAGACAGAAUUAAGGAGAAAGUAAGGAGAGUUACUUAUAGGAUCUUGGGAGUGAAGGGACAGAGACCUGUAGUGUUUUGUUGCCCUAGCCUUAAGGAACAUGCCAAUUAGCAAUUAAAUUAGACUAACAAAGAACUUAUUAGGUAAUUUUAUUAGAAGGGAAGAGCAGUUCUUGUUCUCGCUGCUAUUACCUAAGUUCGUAAAAUGUUGAAUACUAUUUUAUGGCUAUUCUUUGGUGAAGUGACUUGUGGCUUUGCAUGUUGUGCUUUGCUCUGAUAUGUGUUAAGUAUAAAUAGUGUUUGCAAUAAUUUGCAGAAUUUCUUUAGCAACUUGUUCUCGCUUAGCAGAAAGCUUAUUGAUUGUUUCUCUGUUGCUGUAAUGAAACACCAUAGUGCCUUACUUUAAUUUUCACUUAUAUGUCAGUCAUCAGUUCGCUUAUCUUUCAGAUUAUCCUUUCUGAGCCAAGCUCAGUUCAGGUGUUAAAAGCUACUAAUAUGUACUUCCAUUACUUGUAUCUAUUAAAAAAAUAUAUCUGAUGUAGUGAGACUAUAUGCUCGGAUGAAAUGAUUUCAUGUUGAUAUAUUGUUGCUUUUUUAUGUAAAGAAAAGAUUUAUGGGGAG
Molecule: messenger RNA, 21175 nt
Organism: Pocillopora meandrina
Lineage: Eukaryota; Metazoa; Cnidaria; Anthozoa; Scleractinia; Pocilloporidae
Source: the annotation of a GenBank genome assembly